This is a messenger RNA of Propithecus coquereli (Coquerel's sifaka), 2658 nucleotides long. RefSeq names its product vesicular, overexpressed in cancer, prosurvival protein 1 (gene VOPP1). Lineage: Eukaryota; Metazoa; Chordata; Mammalia; Primates; Indriidae. The record is from RefSeq and is a predicted model, not a curated record. Bases 63 to 581 code for a protein of 172 amino acids. Gene Ontology annotation, cellular component: cytoplasmic vesicle membrane. The transcript is spliced from 5 exons.
GCCGCAGGGCCCGCAGCGGCCGCCACCCGCGCGCCGGCGUCCGGGGAGGACGCGGAGGAGCCAUGAGCCGCCGGGCUGGGAGGGUGGCGGCGCUGCUGCUCGGGCUGCUCCUGGAGUGCACAGAAGCAAAAAAACAUUGCUGGUAUUUUGAAGGACUCUAUCCAACAUAUUACAUAUGCCGCUCCUACGAGGACUGCUGCGGCUCCCGCUGCUGCGUGCGGGCCCUCUCCAUACAGAGGCUGUGGUAUUUCUGGUUCCUCCUGAUGAUGGGCGUGCUCUUCUGCUGCGGAGCCGGCUUCUUCAUCCGGAGGCGCAUGUACCCACCGCCGCUGAUCGAGGAGCCUGCCUUUAACGUGUCCUAUACCAGGCAGCCCCCCAACCCCACCCCAGGAGCCCAGCAGCCGGGGCCGCCGUAUUACACUGACCCGGGAGGACCGGGGAUGAAUCCUGUCGGGAACACCGUGGCAAUGGCCUUCCAGGUCCAACCCACCUCACCCCAGGGGAGCACGGCCUACCCACCCCCUCCUUCCUACUGCAGCACGCCCCCGCCCCCCUACGAACAGGUGGUGAAGGCCAAGUAGCAGGUGCUGCGGCGGCGUGCUGGAGGAGAGAUGGGGGCGGGCCUCCCACCGGCUUCUCCUGUCCCCACUGAUGUUCGCAUCUAGGGAUGGCCUGAUGAGCCACCGAGGACAGAUUCCUCUUUGAUAUCUUCAAAGCAAGCACAGCUCCCUUUCAAGUUUUCCAUGGAGGACAGUAUUUGAAUUCACACUGCCUCUUCUGUUCCUUCUGUUUCUGAUGUGAUCUGUUCUCUCUGGCAGAGUGUGGUGACAGUCCCCAAGGGUUGUCGUUCUUAGGGUGGCCUGACCAUAUCCCCAGGAGAGAGACUCAGAGGAGGAGGAGGAGGGCAGGGCUGGGAGGUGCAGGUGGCGUGGAGGAGCCAGGCCCAGGCGGGCGUCCUCCCAGCAGACGGAAGCCCCACUGCACGCAGCUGGCAGCGUGGCCGAGGCAGGUCAGCCGCUGCGGCCCAUCCUCCCGUCAGUCUUCCUCUCGUCAGAGCUGCCUGAGAGACAUUCAGGGGAGAGCCAGCCUCUUGACACCUGUCUGUCAAGACGUUCACACCCGGUGGCGGGCUUCCCUCAGCUCACUCUGCGCCAGGGCAGCGCAGAGUGAGCCGCUCUCGUGGCAAGGUGAUGGCCCGGAGCCAGGCUGAGCCGGACGUCAGCCGUUAUCUGAAGAUCACUAAGGAAAGCUAUUCAGAUUCAGGGGAAAUCGCUUCCUGCUCCCAACUGGGACACUGUGUUUUGUGAGUUCUUGGUCUGACUUGGAAAACAAAUGUUGCCCCCUUUUUAGUGUUCAUAGAAGUGUGUAAUGUCUGGUCCUUCGAGGUCAGACUGGGAGUGUAUCUUCCCUGGUGUCACUGCCUCCCCAGUGUUCUCAGGCCCAGAGGGCUUCUACACCCCCCACCCCUCGAGGCAGCCCUGGUGGGGGUCUCAUGGGCUCUCAUAGCAGAGGGAGAGACCAGAGAGGUGCGUUUAGCAGGGAGUUCUGUUCUACCACGUAGUUAGUAGUGUUGAUGUGUAUUUAAACCCAGGUUGAGACCUAUGUAUCGUGUGAUACUACGAGGAAAGCUGUGUGGCCCUGGGGCCUAGAAUACUGUACGUGUAGUUUCGUGGAGAAGGGGGUGGGGGGCACUUAUUUUUUAAAUAAACUAAUCGGAGCCUCUUGAGGAACUGUUACUCGUUGAACUGGAGCAUCAAGACAUCUCCCCCGAGAGGAUGCAGAAUGUCAUCUAUUUCCCCAGACCAGGAGGCUUGGUGUCCACACUCUGCCUGGGCGUUUAUGUGGGGUGGGGGUGAGGAACGCAGAGGGCAAAGUAACCACUUGGACUUACGUUACUCUAAGGACGUAGAGUCAGAGCUCCAGGGAGUUCUGAGGGAAAUGCUCGGGAACAAGAGGAGCAGCCUCGGAGGCACGGUUUGUGCACACAGAUGCUGCCACGGGCGUCUCUGGACAUCCUCGUGUGAUCUCUGACCUCGUGCCCCGGCGGCAGGACCUCCCCACACUCCAGGCCUUGAUUUAAAUGAGACAACAAAGCACAACUUUUGCUGUUUACAAUGGAGACAACCACACGGGUCCAAAACGUUUCUCUUCUUCCAGGUCAUUCGUUUUGCAUUUUUAACUUCAGUUUCUCCCUUUGCUGUUUUUAAUGAAGAGGCACACUAAGAGCCGCCCCUGGAAUUGGGGCGGACACAGCCGAAGAGGCAUAUAAAUGUCCAGGACUAAAUUUCCUUCAUCUUUUUGAUAGCAAAUGAGCCCAAGUGACUGAAUGAUGGGCGGGGCUCACCGAUUUUGCAUUCCCAUGUUUGUGUCAGAUACAUUUUGUUGUCCCCUGAACCCACUUAGAAUCCUGCUGCAGUGAACACUGAAACUGUAUGCGGAAGUCCUGCUCCUGGGGACAUUGCCGUCGUCGUUUCCUUUGUGCUGUUGGCGGGUCGCGGCCACCUCUUAGAGUGAGUCCAGCUCCUGUGUGUGGGCGUCCCGUGGAGUCGGGGUUAGGAGUGAACUUGAAGCAGACCUGUGCGUGCUCCCUGUGCGACACUUGGCUCCUUUCUCUUCUCUGUUCUCUUUUGAUAGGGUCCUGUUUCCUACGUACGCCAA